Molecule: messenger RNA, 1911 nt
Organism: Suillus plorans
Lineage: Eukaryota; Fungi; Basidiomycota; Agaricomycetes; Boletales; Suillaceae
Exons: 11
Coding region: 1-1911 (636 amino acids)
Biological process (GO): protein peptidyl-prolyl isomerization; protein folding
Molecular function (GO): protein binding; peptidyl-prolyl cis-trans isomerase activity
Source: RefSeq, a predicted model, not a curated record
AUGUCUGACACAGAGCAGGAUAUAACCGUGCUCGGAAAGCGUGGUAGAAACUCGGACGAUGAUACAGGUCGUCUGCAGGAUGGUGAAGAUGGUCCCAUGCCAGCUGCCGACGCAGCCAUAAACCAAGACGACAGCGAUGAUGAUGUUGGUCCUAUGCCUCUACCUGCGAACGCAAAUGGUGGAUCCAAAAGGAAGCGCAGAGUGGUCCCUCACGAGAAACUGUACCUUGACCACCUCCCAGAUGCAGAACAGUACUACAAAAGCUACAUGCAUCGUGACUCACUGAGCUUCGUUGUUGUCACGAAGACAGACUUUAUCAUCACUACGUCGGUUGACGGACAUCUAAAAUUCUGGAAGAAGCAGGACGAGGGCAUCGAAUUUGUGAAACACUUCCGUGCACACAUGAGCCCCAUAACUGGAGUAUCAUCAAGUGCAGAUGGACAGCUUUUUGCCAGUAUCUCGGAAGAUGGGUCUGCAAAAGUGUUCGAUGUGCUCAACUUCGACAUGAUCAACAUGAUAAAGCUCGGGUUUACCCCUCAUGCGUGCUGUUGGGUACAUAGACGAGGGCAAGCACAAGGCCUGCUGGCUGUCUCGGAGCAAGGGACGGGUACCAUACGGCUUUAUGAUGGUCGCGGUAAUGAUUCCCCACUACUAACAAUCGAAAAACUCCAUCGUUUCCCUGUGCAUUUGAUGGCGUACAGCGACCGCUACGAUACUGUGAUCUCUGGUGAUGAAAACGGUUUCGUUGAGUACUGGCAACCGUUUGAGCCUUUCGAGCCACCACGAAAUAUACCUGGCAUGUGGUCAUUGAAGUCUUCGACGGACCUCUACGAGUUCAAAAAGGCAAAUCGUCAAAUCCGCAUAUUUUCCUUCCUGAAAGGCAAACUGACUCGAAAGUACGAUGAAUCGUUGACAGCAAUCCAGGAAAUGCAACAGGCCAGUACCUCAAUCCAUCGCGUAGAGGACAUGGAGUUUGGUAGGCGGCUGGCAGUGGAAAGGGAGCUUGAGAUGCCAGGUCCAGACGGACGAAUUCCUGCAAUGUCGACCAAUGUAGUGUGGGACGAAAGCGGGGCAUUUGUCUUAUAUCCGACCUUACUCGGAAUCAAAGUGGUCAACACGGUGACGAACCGUGUUGUACGGUUACAGGGAAAGGAUGAAUCAGUUCGAUGGAUGAACCUUGCAUUGUACCAGGGAGCGCCUGCAAAGAAAGGGCUAGCACCUGCGAUGACAGCGUCUGCAAAUCCCAUGCUUGCCAACAAGGGUAUUCGAGACCCGAUCCUCUUUUGCACAGGAUAUAAACGCCAGCGUUUUUAUCUUUUUACUCGAUCCGAACCAGAAGACAGCAAAAUACACGACAGAGACGUCUUUAAUGAACGGCCGACGCGUGAAGAACAGUCCAUUGCCUCUGCGACUGCCCUUACCAAAUCAGGACCAUCACCUUUGGCUUCAUCUGCAGUGAUUCACACUUCCAUGGGCGACAUACAUAUGCGCCUAUUUCCCCAACAAUCUCCAAAGGCUGUGGAGAACUUUGUGGGCCACGCACGGAGCGGUUAUUUCGAGGGUGUCAUUUUCCACCGGGUCAUUCCGAAGUUCAUGAUCCAGACUGGAGACCCAUUGGGCGAUGGCACAGGGGGGACGUCAAUUUGGGACAGGGAAUUUGAAGAUGAGUUCUCCGCAGAUUUGAAACAUGACCGCCCGUAUACCAUCAGCAUGGCAAACGCAGGUCCUAACACAAACGGCUCGCAGUUCUUCAUUACCACUACAGCCACUCCAUGGUUAGACAAGAAGCACACGAUUUUUGGUCGCGCUAUCUCUGGAUUGGAGGUCAUUCAUAAUAUCGAAAACGUGAAGACGAAUAAGAUGGACAAGCCAUUUGAAGACAUCAAGAUUGUCAAUGUUGAUGUCGAUUAA